AUGGCUUCCUCGAUCUCAGCAAGUCUCUCUCUAAAGCUGCUGGCCCCACAGAGACUCGCCCAUCAACACCCCCUUCUCAAACCCCCAUCCCUGUCCGCCCGCCUCCGCCCCCAGCGGGUGGCGCGUGAGGUUCCACCGACGAUCCAUCCGGACUCCGCCGUUUUGUCCCCGAAGCCGGCGGGGUUGGAGAAGGACCCCCGCGAGCUGUGGAAGAGGUACGUGGACUGGCUGUACCAGCACAAGGAGCUGGGACUCUACCUGGACGUCAGCCGGAUCGGGUUCACGGACGAGUUCUUCCGGGAGAUGGAGCCGAAGCUCCACAAGGCGUUUGGGGAUAUGGCGGAGCUCGAGAAGGGCGCGAUUGCGAACCCAGACGAAGGCAGAAUGGUGGGCCACUAUUGGCUCAGAGAUCCCAAUCUCGCCCCCAAACCUUUCUUGACGCAGCAGAUUGAAAAGACGUUGGAUAAACUUUGUGAUUUUGCGGAGCAGGUCGUCAGCGGCAAGAUUAGACCUCCUCAAAAGGAUAAAUUUACACAAAUCCUUUCUAUUGGAAUUGGUGGUUCAGCUCUUGGGCCACAGUUUGUUGCGGAGGCAUUAGCUCCUGAUAAUCCUCCUCUUAAGAUAAGAUUCAUUGACAAUACAGACCCAGCCGGCAUUGAUCAUCAAAUAGCACAGCUCGGCAGUGAGCUGGCGUCCACACUCGUGAUUGUGGUUUCAAAGAGUGGAGGUACUCCUGAAACAAGAAAUGGUUUGCUUGAAGUUCAAAAAGCCUUCCGUGAAGCUGACCUGGAGUUUGCAAAACAUGGUGUUGCAAUCACACAAGAGAAUUCAUUGCUUGAUAACACAGCACGGAUCGAGGGUUGGUUAGCUAGGUUUCCCAUGUUUGACUGGGUGGGCGGACGAACAUCUGUAAUGUCUGCUGUUGGUUUACUUGCAGCCGCACUUCAGGGAAUCGAUAUUAAAGAAAUGCUUGCGGGUGCAGCAUUGAUGGAUGAAGCCAACAGGACCACACUCGUUAGAAAUAAUCCAGCGGCGUUGCUAGCUUUGUGUUGGUAUUGGGCAACUGAUGGAGUGGGAUCCAAGGAUAUGGUUGUCCUUCCAUACAAGGACAGUAUGUUAUUGUUUAGUCGGUAUCUGCAGCAGCUAGUCAUGGAAUCUCUUGGAAAAGAGUUUGAUCUGGAUGGUAAUAGGGUAAAUCAAGGAAUAACUGUUUAUGGAAACAAAGGAAGCACUGAUCAACACGCCUACAUUCAACAGCUCAGAGAUGGAGUCCAUAACUUUUUUGUGACCUUCAUUGAAGUUCUACGAGAUAGGCCACCUGGUCAUGAUUGGGAGCUCGAGCCAGGUGUUACCUGCGGUGAUUACCUAUUUGGAUUUUUACAGGGAACAAGAUCUGCUUUAUAUACUAAUGACCGUGAGUCUAUCACAGUCACUGUGCAAGAGGUCACACCCAGAUCUGUUGGGGCUCUAAUUGCACUUUAUGAGCGAGCGGUUGGGAUUUAUGCCUCAUUGGUCAAUAUUAACGCCUACCACCAACCAGGAGUUGAGGCUGGAAAAAAAGCUGCGGGAGAAGUUUUAGCUCUUCAAAAGCGUGUCCUGGUGGUACUAAACGAAGCAAGUUGUAAAGAGCCUGUUGAGCCAUUAACACUUGAAGAGAUAGCUGAACGUUGUCAUGCGCCGGAUGAUAUUGAAAUGAUCUACAAGAUUAUUGCGCACAUGGCAGCGAACGAUAGAGCUCUACUUGCUGAAGGUAGUUGUGGUUCACCGAGAAGUAUUAAAGUUUACUUAGGGGAGUGUUACGUUGAUGAGAUGUACUGA
Molecule: messenger RNA, 1818 nt
Organism: Striga hermonthica
Lineage: Eukaryota; Viridiplantae; Streptophyta; Magnoliopsida; Lamiales; Orobanchaceae
Source: the annotation of a GenBank genome assembly